CUGUGGUUGAGGGGCUGCCAUGGAGUCGGCGGUGGAGGAACUGAUGCCUCGCCUCCUUCCUGUGGGGGACUGCGACCUCACGGAGGAUUUCGACCCCACCGUGCCCCCCAGGACGCCCCAGGAGUAUCUAAAGCGGGUCCAAAUUGAAGCUGCAAGAUGUCCUGAUGUUGUCGUGGCCCAAAUAGAUCCUAAGAAGUUGAAAAAGAAGCAGACUGUGAAUAUUUCACUUUCAGGGUGCCAGCCUGCCCCUGUAGGUUACUCUCCAACACUGAAAUGGCAGCAACAACAAGUGGCUCAGUUUUCAACCAUUCGUCAGAAUGUGAACAAAAAUAGGGAUCAUUGGAAGACACAGCAACUGGAUAGUAAUGUAGCCAUUCCUAGAUCUGAAGAUGAAGAAGCCUGGAAAAAAUUUUGUCUGGGUGAAAAAUUAUAUUUUGAAACAGCAGUUCAAGUAUCCAGUGAUGACAAUGAAGGAAUUGAUUAUGUUCAGAUUGGCUUUCCUCCAUUGCUGAGCAUUGUUAGCAGAAUGAAUCAGGCAACAGUAACUUCUGUCUUGGAAUACCUGACAAACUGGCUUGCAAAUAAGGAAUUUACUCCAGAGCUGGGCAGAUGGCUUUAUGCUUUGCUGGCCUGUCUUGAAAAACCAUUGUUACCAGAAGCUCACUCUCUGAUUCGGCAAUUGGCCAGACAAUGCUCUGAAGUGAGAGCCUUGGAGAAUAAGGACGAUGAAAAAGUGUCCGCUUUGAAUUUGAUCAUUUGUUUAGUUGGCAGAUAUUUUGACCAGCAUGACCUGGCUGAUGAGGCAACCUGAAAAAUCUGGAGAGAGAACACAUAAGCACAAGAUGUUAUGGUUGAUAUCAGCUAACUUCUUUGGAUCUCCAAUGCAAAGAAUGGCAGACACGUCCAACCUUGCAGCAUGAGCUCACUGGAUAAAGCGGGUUAGAAGAUCUGUGGACAUUUUUUAGAGCAAAAGUGGUACUUCAAACUCAGCUUAGAAGAGCUCAGCAGGUGGAAUGCCUACAUGGUUCAUUACGGAUCUAAAGAACACAAUAUUUUAUCUCAUUAAAAUGCAAGAUUGUAUUAAGCUAAUACAUAUGCUGUAUAAGAAUUUUUAUGUUUUCUAAAUAAAGUUUUCAAAAGUU
Messenger RNA from Anolis carolinensis (green anole), 1142 nucleotides. RefSeq names its product gem nuclear organelle associated protein 2 (gene gemin2). Gene Ontology annotation, biological process: spliceosomal snRNP assembly; spliceosomal complex assembly. Gene Ontology annotation, cellular component: SMN complex; spliceosomal complex; nucleus. The coding region runs from base 20 to 811 and encodes 263 amino acids. Lineage: Eukaryota; Metazoa; Chordata; Lepidosauria; Squamata; Anolidae. The record is from RefSeq and is a predicted model, not a curated record. The transcript has 10 exons.